This is a messenger RNA of Rhodotorula toruloides NP11, 1701 nucleotides long. Its product is annotated as MFS transporter, sugar transporter. The transcript is spliced from 14 exons. The record is from RefSeq and is a predicted model, not a curated record. Gene Ontology annotation, molecular function: carbohydrate:proton symporter activity. Gene Ontology annotation, biological process: transmembrane transport; carbohydrate transport. NCBI's taxonomy places the organism in Eukaryota, Fungi, Basidiomycota, Microbotryomycetes, Sporidiobolales, Sporidiobolaceae. Bases 1 to 1701 code for a protein of 566 amino acids. Gene Ontology annotation, cellular component: membrane.
AUGGAGCCAACAAUCAAGGAGGGCAGCUCGAGGAGACUCGUCCUCGCAAUCAGCUGUUUCGCCUCGCUCGGCGUCUUCCUCUUCGGCUAUGACCAGGGCGUCAUGUCGGGGCUCAUCACGAACCCGUUCUUCAGGUCGUACUUCCACCAGCCCAGCCGUGUCGAAUUGGCGACCAUGGUCGCUAUCCUCGAGAUUGGGGCCCUCAUCACCUCCCUCCUGGCCGGUCGAGUAGGCGACAUCUUCGGCCGUCGCGCAACCAUCUUCGUCGGGGCAUGCAUCUUCUCUCUGGGCGGGCUCUUCCAGGCCUUCACGACCGGCUUCCGCAUGAUGGUCUUCGGGCGCAUCCUGUCAGGCUUUGGAGUCGGGUUCCUCAGCAUGUGUGUCCCGGUGUACCAGAGCGAGAUCAGUCCGGCUGAGAACCGCGGCAGGCUGGGGUGCAUUGAGUUCACGGGCAACAUCUUCGGCUAUGCCUCGAGUGUCUGGAUCGACUACUUCGCCUCCUACAUCACCUCAGACCUCUCCUGGCGCUUCCCCCUCCUUAUGCAGUCCGUAAUCGGCAUCAUCCUCGCGAUCGGCACGCUCUUCCUCCCCGAGUCGCCGAGGUGGUUGAUCGAUACGGAACAAGAUGAGGAGGGGAUGGGGGUGUUGGCGGAUUUGCAUGGGGAUGGGGACCCGGAGGAUGAGAGGGCCCAGGAGGAGUUCCGUGAGAUCAAAGAAGGCGUCCUCGCCGAGCGCGAGUUCGGCGACCGCACGUACAAGGCGAUGUGGCGGCGCUACAAGUACCGCGUGCUCAUCGCGAUGUCGGCGCAGUUCUGCGCGCAACUUAACGGCAUCAACGUCAUCUCGUACUAUGCCCCGCUGGUCUUCGAACAAGCGGGCUGGAUUGGGCGCGACGCGAUCCUCAUGACGGGAAUCAAUAGUAUCGUCUACAUCGCGAGUACGGUUCCGACUUGGUACCUUGUCGACACCCUCGGACGGCGACCGAUCCUCCUAAGCGGUGCAGCGACGAUGGCCGUUGCGCUCACCCUCGUCGGUUUCUUCCUCUAUCUCGACGCGCCUUACACGCCCAACGCCGUCGUCGGCUGCGUCAUCAUCUACAACGCCGCGUUCGGAUUCAGCUGGGGCCCUAUCCCUUGGCUCUACCCAGCGGAAAUCCUCCCGAACGCCUUCCGCGUCAAAGGUGUCUCGCUCUCGACCGCCGCCAACUGGCUCAGCAACUACGUCGUUGGCGAAGCGACGCCCAUCUUGCAGGAGACGAUCGAGUGGCGACUGUACCCGAUGCACGCCGGGUUCUGCGUCUUUUCGUUCAUCCUCGUUUAUUUCGCGUAUCCGGAGACGAUGGGCGUCCCGCUCGAGGAGAUGGACGAACUCUUCGGCGACCAACCUCGACACCCGCUCCUCCCGACUUCCGACGAAGAAGGCGAGCACGCGCCGCUGCGGCGCUCGCACUCAAUUCCGACGUUCCGCCACGGCCGUCCUCACUCGCACGCCGACCACGUCGAGCCGCCCUACCCUCGGAACCACAAGCGGACGCUCAGUGGCGCGAGCUUGCCCGGCCGAGGGAGCGACGGCGUCGAGGCUGUUCGUGGGUGGUGGAGCGGUAGUCAGGGCGGGAGCAGUCGAGGAGGAAGUAGGCCGACGACGCCGAGGAUCAGGGAUUACCAGUCGGUCAGGCAGGAGACGGACGAUGAUAGGCCCUAG